Molecule: messenger RNA, 5453 nt
Organism: Solanum tuberosum (potato)
Lineage: Eukaryota; Viridiplantae; Streptophyta; Magnoliopsida; Solanales; Solanaceae
Exons: 2
Coding region: 2147-2926 (259 amino acids)
Source: RefSeq, a predicted model, not a curated record
UUAGAGACACUGAAAUCAAUUCAUUCAAAAAGAAAGAAAAAAAUCAAAUAAUAUUCGGUGGACUGCGGUUAAUUAUGCUAAUAGACCACAAACUAACGGAGUAAGCUCUUCUUCAAUCUACUGAGAAAUUGUAUUACUGCAACUCCUCCUGUAGAUUGGUAUACUAGUACUAAUAUCUCCUGAUCCUGGCAAAGGUUACCACCAAAAAAGGAACUAGGAGAGAAGCAGAAACUAAAUGGCUCUUUCGUGGAGUACAGAUAUAGUACAUCAUUUCUCAAUGCAAAAUAAAAACAUUUUUUACAUAGAGCUUUUGACAUAGUCACAUUUGACAAUAUCUGUAGAAAUGACUAAGCACGGAACUUACUUAAGCUAGAGCUUCCAAGGAGAACCAAAAUGAACCUAACAAGGUUGACUGGUAUUAACUUACCACAUGGAUACUAUCGGUACCUGUAUUAUUCGUCACUCAACCUAUUUUUUAUCCGUAUGAAAUAUGAGUCAUCAGAUAUUUUAUCUAUUUUUUGCCCAAUCCAUUUUUGACCCGCCCAUAUCUGACCCUACCUGCUCGUUUUCCAGCACUACUCGAGACAUGCUUAUGCGUCUGAUAUUAUUUUGGUGCAUGUCUACUUUACUUGAGAUAUGAAUUACAUAUUUGUUUCAUAAGUAUGAUCUCUUAGAGUCUAAGGUAUGAGCUUUCAGGUAGCAUCUGAGUCAUGAGAUGAGUAUCUUUUAACUACUUGGAUUGGCAUGUUUCAAACUAAACCUAUAUGUUUUCAAAUGAAAUGAGAACUUGUCACAUAACUGAUUAUGUGUAAUAUUGAACAAGGAUUUGCAUAUAUUGAUAUAUGAGAUAAUCAUAUAUAUAGAAGUCAUAUAAAACGAGUUUUGAAUAAGAAAGAAAAUGAGAUAGCGAAAAGAGAUCCUUGUUUACAAAGGGUGAUGUUAGAUUCCAGUUAUCCUCAGACAACAGGGUGGAUCUAAGCUCGGUAGUCACACGAUAUGUUUGGGGCAAACUUCAUCUUAACUUGUACUUAAAAAUAGUCGAUCCAAAAUGUAAUGCUUUUCCUAAUGGAACAUCUAGGAUCUAAGCUACUAGUAAUACCUAUCCACUUGUCAUCCCAACCUCAAAAGCAAAAGUGACAAGAAUAACUAUACUCCAAAACCAUCAAUAUGGGAUAAUGUUAUGAACCAAGUCCAGCCCAAUGUAGAUACUAAUGUCAUACAAGUUGUUAUUGGGCCGAGAACGAGCAAUAGGGCCAAGUUAAUUUGGAAUCCGGGUUGAGUAGUGGGCAUGAAACGGUUCCAACAAAAAGGAUAGUGAUAUGUGUUUUAGGGAUUAUGAAAAUUGUUAAGAAAAGAGUAUGUUUCCUCUCAUCUCCCUUCUGAGUCUAAGUUUCCCAUCUCCUUCUAUCUAGCUCUAUAUUUCCUGAUCUUCUUUCCCUUCGGUUAAGUUUUCUCAGUUUCGUUGUAAGGACGUUAAUUGUUUCCAUUUCUCAAUUGUAUUUGUGUUCUUCAGCGAUUAUAAUAUAUAUCCUCGUUGUGUGGUAACUUGAGUUGUUACAUUGGUGCUUUCAUUGAGAGUACUCUAAGGGCAAUAGUGGUUUUAGAUCGAUUCACCGGCACGGGUAAUCCAGAUGACUGGAUCUUUCGGGCCGAACGAUACUUCGCGGACCUUGGCUUCUCGGAGAAUGAUUGGCUACCUCUUCCUUUCUUCUAUCUCGAUGGUGAGGCACUUGACUGGUUCCGUUGGAUGUAUCGCAACAAACAAUUUUGGGAUUGGAAGCAUUUCAAGGAAAAGUUAUCUUUGUGCUUUCGAGCACGAACCACCCCAGAGUCUCCAGUUGCACAAUCGCAAAUCACGACUAUUCUUACUUUGCUACAGAAGGUGCAGGACAAUUUUUCAGUUAUGUCUAAGUAACUUGACAACACCCAUAUCCCAACUUCCAGUAUUUCCAAUAUCACGGGCUUGUCACCAACAAUAAUUCAAGAGGCUGCAAUAGAAGAUGCAUUUGACAGUGCUACUACGAGGGAUAGCGAAGAGAUUGCCUCUGCUUUGGGUGAUGGACAAUCAAGCAUUGCAAAUAAUUUUGAGGUACAUCUUGACACUUUGAUCGAUACAAACUUCCUUUUAGUUGGGACAGAUUCGGUCAUGGGAGAUGAACAUUCAGGUCAUGCAGACCAGGUGUUUGAUGAAAGUUCUCACCAGAUUGAAGACUCGAUCCAUGAAUUUGACAUGGCAUUUGACUUGGUAGAGGAUAAUUCAAUGGGGUUGCAAAUGCCUUUGCAAGUAACUGAGGUGGUAAGUACACCUACUUGGUGCGUUGAAAUUGAUUAUCGUGGUGAUAUGCACUCUAGGAAAUCAAAUGUUGCGGAAGAUGAAUGUCUUGAAACUAAUACAGACAUAGUGUUCGGUGGAAGUCUCCAGCGAAACGAGUUCACCCUACAGGGCCAAUUUGCAAAUCUGAAGCUUGUAGUGACUGAAAAUUCUGUUUUCUAUGAGACUUUGAGUUCUAACUUUGAUGCACCAAUAAGAGUUGAUGGUGAGAUCUCCCUUAUCCCUCGUGAUGAUGAGGAUGAGAUUGCUGAGUCUUAUCCAAGCCUAUUCAAUCAGUCAUUUUUUUCCCAUUUUGGGGCUCUAGCAAUUGAGAGCAUGACAGAUGGCUUACCCACUUGUUAUUGGUUUGACACUGGGCAAUAUGUUUCUCAGUCCAUUACCUUCGUGUUCAGACGUAGGAAAUGUGGUGAUCAUUUAUCUGCAACGGACUUUGAUAAGAAUGAUUAUCUUCCUAUUAUUGGCGCUCAAGGUGGCAAUGUCCAAUUUUUUGCCAUUAUGUGCUCAAGUUGUUAUAGCAGUGGGGACGACUCAAAAACAGCUGUGAAGGAGCAGCUCACAAUUGGUUGCUCGACGUGUUGGCGAGUUACGUCCUAGCUAAAGAAUCGGGCAAUUCAAAGGUGCACCAAGUGUUCGACACAAUAUCCAAUGAAGCUUGGAAGGAAAAAUUUAAUGAGGGAAUAAGACAUGCUGAAUGUUUCUUUUCUAUGGAUGCCGGAGUGAAUAUGUUCAUCGUUAAGGUUGGUGGAACGGUGAAGGUUAAUUGUGUGUGGGAUCCGGGAAUCAGUUCCAAGACUAUGCACCAAAAUGGUCUUAGGGAGACCACCGAGGCACACCUAUUGCUCGAAUUUAUUGAUAUUACUUCUAGACGUUUUCAUUACUUUUUUGAUGCUCACUUGAAAGAGAGUACUCAAUCUAAAAAAAGGAGGAAGACGACAUUAAGGGGACUCUUGGUAUUUUCUUAUGUGUGGUUGAGUUUGCCACAAGAUAAUGGAUGGCAAGUUUUACUUGAUAUAUAUACGUGCGUGGAAGCUAAGGAUAUGCCUAGUGAUAUUAAGCUUUGUGUUCUUACUCUUGUUUAUGCUGCGUUACUGGAGCCAAAGCAGGAGAGACCUGUUUAUAAUGGACAACCCCACAAUAAUGGCCAAGUCAAUUGUCUGCACAAUUCUUAUGGUACCUAUCAGUGUGCCUAAAACAACAAUUGUGUUGGUUUAUGGUCAAGAGUACAUUUUACCUCCUUGGUUAGUACAGAUUCACCCAAAUCUCAGAAAUAUGGCUUUCAACAUGCCUAUGUUCAGUGCAAAAACUUCAUCCCAAAUAGUGAGUUGUGAUUUGGUUUUAUUUGGGACUAAUUCAUUGUUUCAAGUAGUGCACAAAAUCACAAUAUCAAUGACGAAACCACUUGGUGCAUGGAUUGACAAAUAUUUAACUGUUGAAGCUAUAAUGCAGCAUCAAAAAGUGUCAACAGAUCAAUGUGCUUAUUGGUGUUUGAAAAUGAUAUAUAUUUCUCCUGAUGACAUCUCAUUUUGGGUUGAUACUCAUACUAGUGUGUGUCCAAUGAUUAAUAUAAAUUGCAUGUGUGGUUUUGAGUGCAUCUAUGUUGCAGGUAUUGUGACUUUUAAAUGGGUCAAGAUUGUUCAAUCUACUCAGCUACUGUUAUCUGAGGCAAUUGGUGAGGAGCAUGCUAUUUCCAUUGUUAUUGCCUUGAACCUUGAGGACAAGGUUCUUAUUGACGACGGGAGUAUUGUUAUGAACCAAGUCCAGCCCAAUGUAGAUACUAAUGUCAUACAAGUUGUUAUUGGGCUGACAAGAGCUAUUAGGCCGAGAACGAGUAAUAGGGCCAAGUUAAUUUGGAAUCCGGGUUGAGUAGUGGGCAUGAAACGGUUCCAACAAAAAGAUAGUGAUAUGUGUUUUAGGGAUUAUGAAAAUUGUUAAGAAAAGAGUGUUUCCUCUCAUCUCCCUUCUGAGUCUAAGUUUCCCAUCUCCUUCUAUCUAGCUCUAUAUUUCCUGAUCUUCUUUCCCUUCAGUUAAGUUUUCUCAGUUUCGUUGUAAGGACGUUAAUUGUUUCCAUUUCUCAAUUGUAUUUAUGUUCUUCAGCGAUUAUAAUAUAUAUCCUCGUUGUGUGGUAACUUUUGGAAUUUCAUUCUUUUUUCUCCUACCCUGGUAACUUUGACACCGAAAGGAAAAGACGACCAAUCUGAGCCUUUUCUCUCCUUCUAAAAAUUCUCGUUAACUACCCGUUUUAUCCCAACCAACUGCAGCAAUAAAGCAUCACCCAACUUGAGCUUAAUUUAGUCAAACGAUUUAAAACAAAAAACAGGGUAAUGAAUAAGUCAUAAUUAGAUAGAAGUGAUAAAAAAUCUAACACAUCAUCAACCGUCAACCUGUUACGCCACAUAUAGUACUUAUUGAAACCUUGGCUCAGCCAUUAUCCCGGCUAGGAUGGAUAAAGAAUCCAAUAAAAGUAUGCUUCAGUUCACAAAUGUUGGAAUCUUAGUUACUAAUGAGGGGCGGAGCUACAAGCCCGUCUACGAGUUCAGCCGAACCUAGAAGCUUUGGCACAAAUCUUGUAUUUGUGUUUUAAAAUUCAUUUAAUACGUAUAUACAUAUAAUGUAUCCAGAACUCAAUAAGUUGUAUUUUCUAGAAUGCAAAACCCACAGCCUCAAAAUCCUAGUUCCGCCUCGGCUACUAAUUGGUGCCUCACAAGUAAAGUCAAAGUAAACCAUGCAUCGAUGGCUGGAUUUCACUAAACCACUUCAUAAAAGUAAGUUUAUAUGAUUAUAGAGAUUCUAAAUCCCAAAUUGAUGUGUGCACAUUCCCCAGAUGCAAUGAAGUUACUAUUGACCAAUUUAUAACCAAUUAAAAAACCCCUUUCUAAGUACUUAAAGAAACACACAAAGCAGCCUUGUACCAAUUCCCAAUCUCAAAAAACAAACAAAGACCGGACAAUUCCAGCAUUUUCAAGUCAAAUAUAGCAAUAAUUACUGAAUUACAAGGCAUUUGGCCAUAGAUCAAAAUAUUUUUUCCUUCAUUUGUAAUUUAUGGAGUUGGAGUUGAAAACGAAGCUGUGUUUGGUUAUACUUUUUGCAAAGAAUAUUUGGAGCUGAUUGAAUGUACGUUAAC